Triticum aestivum (bread wheat) is the source of this 3251-nucleotide messenger RNA. RefSeq lists its product as uncharacterized. NCBI's taxonomy places the organism in Eukaryota, Viridiplantae, Streptophyta, Magnoliopsida, Poales, Poaceae. Bases 548 to 3052 code for a protein of 834 amino acids. The record is from RefSeq and is a predicted model, not a curated record. Gene Ontology annotation, molecular function: methyltransferase activity; oxidoreductase activity. The transcript has 24 exons.
AAAGAAGCAACAACAGAAAACAAAUAAAGAAAAGAAAACAGAAAUAAAUUAAAAUUUAAAAGAAAACCUUACGUGUUAAAAAAUGAAAGGUAAAUCUGAGAAAGAAUAAUGGGCCCGGGCCAUGUAAUUCGUUCCAACUUCUUACAAAUCAAAUUCUGAAAAAACAAAAUGGAAGUCUUUUCACUGACUUCGCCGUCUGUGGACCUCCGCCGCCGUGGCCAACUUCGUCGUCCCCGCGGAGCCGCAGUCGGCGCCUCCCGAGAACAAUCUCGACCACCCCGACAAGAAGCCCCAUGACACCUUCGGCUUCGGCGCCGCCGUCGAGGCUUUCUUAUCGCUGCUAUGCGCCUUCCCCUACCUCGGCGGGCGCCGGCCCGAAGGCCGCUCCGACGAGGCGCCCCCCGGCACCUCCGAUGCUGCUUCGGCGCCGCCACGAAGCGCCCCCCCUUGCAUACCUGUGCCCUCGCCUGCUGCAGCACCCUGCCGCCGUCGAUUGAAGCAGGCCCUGUCAGUCUCCGAGACAGCAGGGAAGGUGACAUAUUCGCACAUGAUAGAGUGGUUACAAGGGCUCGGGGUGGAGAUGGAGAGAUCGGACAUGUCUUUCUCAGUGAGUACACAACUGGAUGGCGGCAGCAGAGGAUGUGAGUGGGGCAAUGGCAACGGUAUCGCAAGCCUCUUGGCACAAAAAUCCAAUAUAUUGAAAACCAGUUUUUGGUGCAUGGUCCGUGAGAUACUCAAGUUCAAGAAUGAUGCUCUGACGUACCUGGAGUAUCAUGAACAUAACCCUGAUAUGGACUGUAAUGAGACAUUGGGGCAGUUCAUUCAGUCGCAUGGAUAUUCCCUAUUUUUCCAGGAAGCUUAUCUUUUUCCGGUCUGCGCAGGCAUGUGGUCAUGUUCAUCAGAAGAUGUUUUGAGCUUGUCUGCUUUCUUCGUGCUAUCAUCUUUCCGUAACCAUGACCUUGUUCAGCUGUUUCGUUACCCCCAAUUGCCCACUGUCAAGGCUCGUUCGCAGUCCUUUAUAGACAAGGUAAAAGGAGAGCUGGAAAGCAUGGGCUGUCGAAUUAAAACGAGCUGUCAUGUCAAAUCUGUUUCAAGUUUUGGUGGAGCAGCUGGCUACAGAGUCUUGGAGAAUGAUGGUUCAGAGGAAAUAUACGACAGUGUCAUCCUUGGGGUUCAUGCACCCAAUGCUCUCAAAGUACUAGGAGCUGAAGCUACACAUCACGAAAGGAGAAUUCUAGGUGCUUGUCAGUAUGUCCACAGGGAUAUAUACCUCCACUACGAUCAAAAUUUGAUGCCCCGAAAUUCUUCGGCAUGGAGCGCCUGUAAUUUCAUGGGGACAACUAGCAGUGGUUUUUCUGUUACUUAUUGGCUAAACCAUAUUCAGAAAAUUGGACCUGUCAGGACUUUCCUGGUGACUCUCAAUCCUCCUCGUGUUCCGGAUAAUGUACUGCUUAAAUGGUCUACAAGCCUUCCUGUUCCGUCUGUAGCUGCGGCGAAGGCUUAUCUUCAGCUUGAUCAGAUCCAGGGAAAGAGAGGAAUAUGGUUCUGUGGGGCAUAUCAAGGUCACGGCUUCCAUGAAGACGGAUUGAAGGCUGGGAAAGCAGUAGCUCAAGGUUUGCUUGGAAAGAAAUGUGAGCUUCUGCUGAAUCCAAAGCAGAUGAUUCCAUCAUGGACUGAGGCUGGGGCGCGCCUUCUAGUUGCAAGUUUUUUCAACCUAUACAUAUCCAUCGGCAAUUUGAUAUUGGUCGAAGAAGGAGGUAGUGUGUUCAGCUUUGGUAAAGCUUGCGACAAAUGCCAUGUAAAAUCUGUCAUGCGAGUUCAUGACCCCUUGUUCUAUUGGAAGGUUGCAGCAGAAGGAAACCUUGGCUUGGCAGAAGCCUAUAUUAACGGCUGUUUCUCUUUUCUUGACAAAAGAGAAGGCCUUCUGAAUCUUAUCCUGAUUCUCAUCUCUAACAGAGAGGAGCGUAGGAACCGCCGCAUUGCCAGAAAAGGGGGUCGAUGGACACCAUUGCAUGUAAUAGCUCCAUUGGCACAUGCUAAAUACAUUUUGGGUCAAGUCUCGAAGAAGAAUACUGUGACACAAAGUCGUCGAAACGUCUCUCAUCACUAUGAUCUUAGUAACGAUUUUUUCUCGCUUUUUCUGGAUAAAUCGAUGACUUACUCUUGUGCAGUUUUCAAGAUGGAGAAUGAAAGCUUAGAAGCAGCCCAGCAACGUAAACUUAGCCUUAUAAUCGACAAGGCUAAAGUCAAGAGGGGGCAUCAUGUUCUUGAAAUUGGUUUCGGCUGGGGAAGUUUAGCAAUACAAGUGGUUAUGCAAACUGGCUGCAGAUACACUGGAGUCACUUUGUCGAAAGAGCAGCUUAAAUACGCCGAGGGAAAAGUAAGAGAAGCUGGCUUAGAGGACCUCAUAACUUUUCUGCUGUGUGAUUACCGUCACAUUCCACCUUGCAAGUAUGACGCAAUCAUAAGCAUCUGUAUGAUUGAACAGGUUGGCCAUGAAUACAUGGACGAAUUUUUUGCCUGCUGCGAGUCUUGCUUGGCUGAAGAUGGCAUAAUGGUCCUACAGUUCAUCUCAGCUCCAGAAGAACGCUAUGAGCAAUACAGAAAAAGGCCAGACUUCCUAACAGAAUACAUAUUCCCUGGCGGUUGCCUUCCUUCUUUGGCCCGUGUAGUGUCUGCCAUGAGCAAGUCAUCAAGGUUGAGCAUAGAGCAUGUUGAGAAUAUUGGGCCCCAUUACUACACAACUCUGAUGUGCUGGAUGGACAACUUCACUGCCAACAAAGAUAAAAUUUUGGCCCUCGGCUUUGAUGAGAAGUUCAUCCGUAUAUGGGAGUACUACCUCAUAUUCUGUGCGGCUUGUUUUAAGUCGCGAAUAGGUGGAGAUUACCAGGUAGGUUGUUUUCUCUCGUCCAGGCAACCGUCGGCUAUGCGUGCCUUGAUGGCUGAACGCAACAUAUCGUUCUCCGGUCAGCUGUCGAACUGUUACUUCUCGAUAGCCUGCGACCUUCUAAUAAGUCAGCCCUGUAAUGGUUCGCUCAUACGGGCAGCCUAAUCAGGUGGUUUGGUGAUCUAUCCUCUUGUUUUAAUCGUGAAAUGUUUAGUUUUUCAUGGCAGUGUACUUUCUAUCAGUAAACUGUCUGUGCGUAUGCAAGUGCUACCCUAGCCUGGUUAGUAGAAUUUGAGAAUUGUACGGAAGGAACUGGUUUGUUGCUUUGAUAUCUAUCAGACAUAGUUGAUGUCCUGGUUUGUGA